Messenger RNA from Indicator indicator, 1425 nucleotides. RefSeq names its product synaptotagmin 17 (gene SYT17). The record is from RefSeq and is a predicted model, not a curated record. Gene Ontology annotation, cellular component: membrane. Gene Ontology annotation, biological process: cellular response to calcium ion; regulation of dopamine secretion; calcium-ion regulated exocytosis. Bases 1 to 1425 code for a protein of 474 amino acids. NCBI's taxonomy places the organism in Eukaryota, Metazoa, Chordata, Aves, Piciformes, Indicatoridae. Gene Ontology annotation, molecular function: calcium-dependent phospholipid binding; syntaxin binding; calcium ion binding. The transcript is spliced from 8 exons.
AUGGCGUACAUCCAGUUGGAACCAAUAAAUGAGGGUCUCCUUGCUAGGAUCUCGGAUCUCUUGCUGUGCCGGUGGACUUGUAGAAACUGUUGUCAGAAGUGCUUUGACUGCACCUGUUGUCAAACAAAUGAAGAUGAAGUUGAAAUCCUGGGACCUUUUCCUGCUCAAACUCCAGCCUGGCUGAUAAGCAGCCAAAAUGAGGAGAAAGAUGGAGACUCUGAUAAUACAAUCAGUGAGCUGCCUCCCACUCUUCAGGAUGUUUCCCCUGACAGAAGGCGGUCAUCCUCAGAUGCAUCACGGUCCACUUACAGCCUCACGAGGCGGAUUUCAAGUUUAGAGUCGAGGAGGCCAAGCUCUCCGUUAAUUGACAUUAAACCUAUUGAGUUUGGAGUAAUAGGAGCUAAGAAAGAGAUAGUUCAGCCAACUGUCCUGCGGAAAACCUACACCCCAGAUGACUAUUUUAGGAAAUUUGAACCGAGGCUGUACUCUCUCGACUCCACUAGCGACGAUAUGGACUCCUUGACGGACGAGGAGAUCUUAUCCAAGUACCAGCUGGGCAUGCUGCACUUCAGCACGCAGUACGAUCUGCUGCAUAACUACCUGAUCGUGAGAGUCAUCGAGGCCAAAGAUCUGCCUCCUCCGAUUUCCUACGACGGGUCAAGGCAGGACAUGGCUCACUCCAACCCCUACGUGAAGAUCUGCCUUCUUCCUGAUCAGAAGAACUCCAAGCAGACCGGAGUGAAACGCAAAACGCAGAGCCCGGUGUUUGAGGAGAGGUACACAUUUGAAAUCCCCUUUUUAGAAGCCCAGAGAAGAACUCUGCUUUUAACCGUAGUGGAUUUUGACAAAUUCUCACGCCACUGUGUUAUUGGCAAGGUGUCAAUGCCCUUGAGCGAUGUAGACCUUGUGAAAGGCGGACACUGGUGGAAAGCCCUUGUGCCUAGUUCUCAGAAUGAAGUGGAGCUGGGAGAGCUGCUGUUGUCACUAAACUACCUACCCAGUGCAGGAAGACUGAAUGUGGACAUCAUCAGAGCAAAACAGCUUCUUCAGACAGACAUGAGCCAAGGUUCAGAUCCCUUUGUCAAAAUCCAGCUUGUUCAUGGACUAAAGUUAACAAAAACCAAGAAGACCUCCUGCAUGCGCAGGACGAUAGAUCCCUUCUACAACGAGUCCUUCAGCUUCAAAGUUCCACAGGAAGAGCUGGAGAAUGCCAGCCUGGUGUUCACAGUCUAUGGGCACAACGUGAAGAGCAGCAAUGACUUCAUUGGGAGGAUUGUGAUCGGGCAGUACUCCACAGGAGCCCCCGAGUCCAACCACUGGCGCCGGAUGCUCAACGCGCACCGGACGGCCGUGGAGCAGUGGCACAGCCUGCGGUCCAGGGAGGAGUGUGACCGUGUCUCUCCGGCUUCCCUGGAGGUAACAUGA